AUGCGAAAGGGGCAUGUUUGGUGGUUCACUGGCGUGGUAGGCGCCCAAGCUGGCGCUGUGGGCACGUGCCUGGCCGGGCCUGGAGAUCGCCUGCCACCGGAAGAGGCCUUGAAACGACAGAGGGACGCUGCAGCCGCUCUGGAUGCGGAGGUGUUCUUCUUGCUGACGCUGAAGGUGCGCCCAGAGCGUCCGGAGACGGGGCCGCCAGAGGCCCACUGGGCCAAGAAGGUCUACUAUGUCUACGAUGGCCGAGGGCGAGAGGCAUUGCUGUUUGAUCACCUGCACUUUGCUCAGAACAGCUCUGCCCUCAAGGAGUACGAAGAGAUCCCCGGCAACUUCCUCGCACCUUUGGCGGCGACCCUCAAUGGUCGCAAUGCGUUUCACCUGCGGAAUUUGUGGCAAUGCUUUGAGAUCCUGGUGGCAGAGGAAUCUGCCCGCGGUGAGCGCUACAAGUACUGGAGCUUUUCUCGCCUGGACUGGUAUUGGUUGGCUCCACCUCCCCGGUUGGAGCUUUUCAUCGAAGCUGAUCCAAGAGCUCUCUGGAUCCCAGAUGGUUCUGACUGGGAUGGCAUCAAUGACCGUUUUGCACUAGUGCCUCGGCGCUUUGGGCACAUCUACUUUGGCAGAUGGCCCUGGAUCCUGAAUGGCUCCUACCUCCAGAUGAUGAAAAACGCAGCUCCUUUAAACUUUGAACUCUCACCCAAGUUCUUUGGAGGCCCCGAGUGGUCCCUUUUGGCCGCCCUCAACUACCGUCGGGUGCCCGUGCGGCGCUUCACGCCCACCGGGGCGGUGCUGUGCCUCAACAGCCGCCGAGCGCGCUACGGGCGCUGCACGCGGCCACGGGUGGCCGGGGAGCCAUCCUUCAAGUACAGCUCUGAGGCAAGUGAAGCACGAACAGCUUUGUCGCGCAUGGCGCUGGGGUGGACUUGGCACUUCGCUCCUCCGCCUCUCUUCGAGCCACCCUGCUUUGAAGAGCCUGAAGACCAGUUGCAGUGCUGCAACCACAGGAGGGCCCGGGGAAUGAAGCUGAUCUGUAAGGGGUUGUUGGUCGUUGCUUUUUCAGCCGUCCUGCUGCAAAGACGCAGCUACACGCUGAGGUCACCUGGAUGGAAAGUUGAACCAACACUGAUCCAGCAUGGGGUUGGUGGCAGACUUUGUAGCAUUCGCUGGUGGACAUGGACCUUAGACUUCCUGGUGCUGUAUUCGUUGGUGGACAUGAUUGGACGUGGAAAAAUCUUCAGAUCAAUCCCAACCGAACCAGUCCCAGCCUCAUGGCUUCCGACACACCAGGCUUCAUGGAGUGUCUGGAGAUGCCCAGUGCUGGACGGACACUGGGUUUGCGCAUCAGAAGGAGGGCUGUGGGGCUGUUUGCAUGGGCAACCCAGUGCAAGGCAGCAAUCCGACUGA
This is a messenger RNA of Durusdinium trenchii, 1407 nucleotides long. NCBI's taxonomy places the organism in Eukaryota, Dinophyceae, Suessiales, Symbiodiniaceae. The record is from the annotation of a GenBank genome assembly.